Messenger RNA from Oikopleura dioica, 1668 nucleotides. Lineage: Eukaryota; Metazoa; Chordata; Appendicularia; Copelata; Oikopleuridae. The record is from the annotation of a GenBank genome assembly.
AUGUCGCUCAAGACGGAGCCCAACGAUGGGCUGAUAAAAACACCGGAUUUUUACGGCUACGGUGCGAAUACUACGAGCUUCGGUUACGGAGCUGGAUACCCUUAUGGCCUCAGCGGUCCUGCAGCAGCGACUAAUGGAAGCCUGGCUGAUCAGUGGAACUAUCAUUAUCAGAAUGGCGUUUCUUCGCCAAAUUUAUUCACGCCUUCUUUUGGAUCUUCUUCAUCCCCCCAUAUGGGGCUUUCGCUUGGAAGCGCGGCUACGGCUGCUCCGGUGGUUUCAUCUUUAUCCGCUUCGCAUCAUUUGCCAAACUCGACGACUCCUCCACCAACGAUGGAAACGGCACCGCCAAAUUGUAGUACUCCGACGAAUACCUCCAUGAUUCCCAGUUCGAUUCAAACUCAGCCAAGAAUCGUCUCCCCCGAAGCCACGCCUGCCGAGGUGCUGCCCGGCCACACGCCAAGAUCGACAAAUGUGCCAGGCGCAGAUGCCGCCGGAAUAAAUUCGGAUCGUCUUGAGGAUGGUUUGGUACCAAACGAGACCCCGGUUGCAAAUAAUAAUAAUGAAGCGUCAUCCACGAUUCCCUCCCAGAAUCAUGGCCUCUUCUCGAAUUGGUCGCAAAAUCAAGCCGCGCCGGAUUGUGCUUCUCCCCGAACGCCGAUUUUGAGCAUGAGCAGCGCUCUUCCGCAGCACUCUCCGACCUCGUCACAUUCCACGGCCAACGAGGGGUCGCCAACUGGCUACUCGACCGCCUUUUUGUCUGCCAAGACCGAGCCCAGCUCCUCGGCGCUGCCUCAAACUUCAUCUCUCUCGUCCCUCUACCCUCAAGUGCCAGUCUCUUCGCUCAGCCACUCCGGUCUCGGCCUCGAUCCUUCGAUGAAAGCGGCGGCUGCUUCAGCCGGAGUCUCAUUGGGCAACUCAAACCCGUCUGGCGCGUGGCCCUCUUCGGCCUCUCCGUGGCCAGCAGCAGCAGCUUCCGCCUCCGGUCUAGGCGGCGACUCGUGGUAUGCGAGUCAAAUGUCCGCCGCUGCCGCCCAUCCUUAUUCGCACUACGCCAAUCCCUACACCGGAAGUGGCCUCGGCGCCGGACUCCAUGACUCUUUUGCUGCACAGAAUCUCUUCAGUCUCGGCGACGACCAACAGCCCAGUACUGACGAUCUAGAACGGUUCGCACGUGACUUCAAGCAAAAAAGAAUCAAGCUCGGCUACACCCAAGCCGAUGUCGGACUCGCUUUGGGCACGCUCUACGGAAACGUCUUCUCCCAAACGACAAUCUGCCGAUUUGAAGCUCUCCAGCUGUCGUUCAAGAAUAUGUGCAAGUUGAAGCCAUUGCUGAGCAGGUGGCUCGAUGAGGCGGAUUCGGCGACUGGUGGAAUGCCUUCGAUUGGAGGGGAUAAACUAAAUCAACAGUUCCAAGGCCGAAAAAGAAAGAAGCGAACAUCAAUCGAGCUCUCCACCAAAAAUGCCCUUGAAAUGGAAUUCGUCAAGCAACCAAAACCAUCAGCAGCAGAAAUCACCAACGUCGCUGAGCAACUUCAGCUCGAAAAAGAAGUCGUUAGAGUUUGGUUCUGUAACAGGCGACAAAAAGCAAAGAGACUUCUUGGCCCAGAGCGAAAGAAACCCGAUUCUACCGGCGAAAACCUCAGCGAUUCUUAUUCAACAAAUGGAUAA